This is a messenger RNA of Seriola dumerili (greater amberjack), 1962 nucleotides long. It is a transcript of the gene hadh, whose product is annotated as hydroxyacyl-CoA dehydrogenase. The coding region runs from base 80 to 1009 and encodes 309 amino acids. The record is from RefSeq and is a predicted model, not a curated record. The transcript has 8 exons. Gene Ontology annotation, molecular function: NAD+ binding; (3S)-3-hydroxyacyl-CoA dehydrogenase (NAD+) activity. NCBI's taxonomy places the organism in Eukaryota, Metazoa, Chordata, Actinopteri, Carangiformes, Carangidae. Gene Ontology annotation, biological process: fatty acid beta-oxidation. Gene Ontology annotation, cellular component: mitochondrion.
CCACUUUUUUUUUCCGUGUGCCCGGGUCUGGAUCUGUGAGCCUGUCCCAGAGUCCUGUAGCAGCCGGUCCACACACAUCAUGGCUUUCUUUACCCACCAGAUCUACAGAGGUCUCUCGUCCUCGGCUGUGAGGAAUGUUGUUAUUAAACACGUGACGAUCAUCGGAGGUGGACAGAUGGGUGCAGGAAUUGCACAGGUUGCUGCAUCGACGGGCCACUCGGUGACGCUGGUGGACACAAAUGACGACAUCCUGAAAAAGUCUGUCAAAGGAAUCGAAGGGAGCCUUAAAAGAGUGGUCAAGAAGAAGUACGCUGAUAAGCCAGAGGCAGGUGAAGAGUUCAUCCAGAAAGUCUUGCAGAAUGUUUCUACCUCGACAGAUGCUGGAUCUGCUGCGCAGGGCUCGGAUCUUGUGUUGGAAGCCAUUGUGGAAAAUCUAAAAAUCAAGCAGGAUCUCUUCGGUCGUCUUGACAAGCUGGCACCGCCACACACCAUCUUCGCCAGCAACACAUCCUCCCUGCCUAUCUCUGACAUCGCCAGCUCCACCAACCGGCUGGACAGAUUCGGCGGCCUCCACUUCUUCAACCCGGUCCCUAUGAUGAAGCUUGUAGAGGUCAUUGGAACCUCAGCAACAAGUCAAGAGACUUUUGAUUCCCUCCUGAACUUCAGCAAAAUGCUUGGAAAAACACCCGUGUCCUGCAAGGAUACACCAGGAUUCAUUGUAAACCGCCUGCUUGUUCCUUACAUAAUGGAGGCCAUCCGGUUGUAUGAGAGAGGUCAUGGAUCUAAAGAGGACAUUGAUAUUGCCAUGAAACUUGGUGCUGGUUAUCCCAUGGGGCCCUUUGAGCUCUCGGACUAUGUAGGACUAGACACAAUGAAAUUCAUUAUGGAUGGUUGGAGUGCAAAGGAUCCCCACAACCCACUCUUUGCCCCGAGUGAAUUGCUGAACAAGUUGGUUGCGGAGGGCAAAUAUGGCAAAAAGACGGGAGAAGGAUUCUACAAGUACAAGUAAUGAAGUUUUGCAGCGUUUCUGGUUUUGCGUGGAGGACGUCGAUCUGGAACGAGUCAGAAAAUGAACCAUCCAAGAGGGACUAAUAAGAAAAACGGAAAUAGAAAAAGUGCCUGUGCCUUCUACAUGAAAGGUCAACUUUUGUCUGUCAGUCCAUUUUCUUAUGUAUUUAUCCACUGAAUGACAUUUUUGUGUGUGAGGAGAUUAAAUGAAAUGAAAUUAAAAAAAAAAAAAAAAGAUUUUUUGAACACUUUGUUGAAGUGACUGUUUUGCAGAUGCACAUAAAAGUCAGGUUGACAAUACCUCUUAUAUCUACCAGCAUCAGUUCAGAAAUAGCGCAACUUUUAUUGGAGCCUUGAAUAGGACCUGAAGCAUUUCUUUCAGCUUAAAUUGAAUGUGCCACACAGGUCAAUGCUAUGGAAAGUAACUUUGACAGUUUGAAUGAAACAAUUCAACUGAUUACUUACAGCAGCUAUAACCAAUUUUAUAAUAAUGUAUCAAAUGAAAUGUGAAGAUGGUUGCUCAUAGUGGUGGACCUAUAGAAAAUAAUCAUGUGAAUUAUCUGCAGCAGCCAUCGGCGUCAUAGUGACUUUCGGCUCGCUGUUUAGCUGUCCGAGCCGCCACUUCACUGCCCUGGUGCACCACCACCACUCUUAAGUUGUAAAAACCAACUUUAUACCACCCGCUCAGCACUGAACAACAGACUGACAGUAGUUGGUGAACUCGGUAGCCAACAAGCCAGAAGGACACUGAAUUAGCAACAAGUUCAUCAGAUCAACGUUAAAGAUGUUGACAUGUCAGUGUUCACAACUUGCUCCCCCAAGUGGCUGAAAAAAAAUCUGAUACGGCAGCUUUAAAGUUCCCUUCCAUGAUGUUUUAAGUCAGAAAAUACCCUGCUUUGAAGAAUAUUUUCUGUCUGGUAUUGUUUCUCCACAAUAAAAAAAUCCCUCAAAUUA